AUGCUAUCCUCACUAUCCUCCGGUGCCACAAAUGUCCGACAGACAAUAGGACAGGUGCUGAACUUUGCACUCGUUCUAUCAACAGCUUUCAUGCUCUGGAAGGGUCUUUCUAUCUUUUCGGCAAGCAGCAGCCCAAUCGUUGUUGUUCUUUCCGGCUCGAUGGAACCUGCUUUCCAACGCGGAGACUUACUUUUCCUUUGGAAUCGCAGUCCUAGAGCAGAGGUUGGCGAGGUGGUAGUGUAUAAUGUGCGAGGAAAGGAUAUCCCCAUCGUGCACCGUGUUGUCCGGACAUUUCCCGAAGUUGACGCCAAGAAUAAAGUCAAAGAAAUCACAGUUGAUAUGACGCCCAGUACCCACAUGCUGCUAACCAAGGGUGAUAACAAUCUUGCCGAUGACACUGAACUUUAUGCGAAAGGCCAGGAUCACCUUGACCGAGAGGCCGAUAUUGUUGGAUCUGUUCGGGGAUAUAUCCCCAUGGUCGGCUAUGUGACCAUCAUGCUAUCUGAGCACCCCUGGCUAAAGACCGUUCUGUUAGGUCUGAUGGGACUGAUGGUUAUGUUGCAGCGGGAAUAA
Penicillium malachiteum is the source of this 573-nucleotide messenger RNA. It is a transcript of the gene sec11, whose product is annotated as signal peptidase complex catalytic subunit SEC11. Lineage: Eukaryota; Fungi; Ascomycota; Eurotiomycetes; Eurotiales; Aspergillaceae. Bases 1 to 573 code for a protein of 190 amino acids. The record is from RefSeq and is a predicted model, not a curated record. Gene Ontology annotation, molecular function: serine-type endopeptidase activity. The transcript is spliced from 8 exons. Gene Ontology annotation, cellular component: membrane; signal peptidase complex.